Harpia harpyja (harpy eagle) is the source of this 1886-nucleotide messenger RNA. RefSeq names its product pyrimidinergic receptor P2Y4 (gene P2RY4). Bases 180 to 1304 code for a protein of 374 amino acids. Lineage: Eukaryota; Metazoa; Chordata; Aves; Accipitriformes; Accipitridae. Gene Ontology annotation, biological process: G protein-coupled receptor signaling pathway; transepithelial chloride transport. Gene Ontology annotation, cellular component: plasma membrane. Gene Ontology annotation, molecular function: G protein-coupled purinergic nucleotide receptor activity; G protein-coupled UTP receptor activity. The transcript has 2 exons. The record is from RefSeq and is a predicted model, not a curated record.
ACUUUGCUCCCAGCAGUGGGAAAGUGGGAGCAGGCACAGCCGGCACGGCAGGGCAAGGCGAAGGGCAGCCCGCAACCCCUCCAGCAUGGCCCCCAGCCCCAUGGGGGACAGGCGCACCCCGGGGGUGUCCUGCUCCUGAGAGCCACCCCAGCCAGGACUGCAGAUCUGGCUCGGAGAACAUGGCCACUUCGGUGAGGACGUUCCCAGUUGCCCUGUGGACACCGACGCCGGCUCCCUGGCCAGGAGGAAACACCACCGCAGUGGCGGAGGCAAAGUGCGUCUUCAAUGAGGAGUUCAAGUUCAUCCUGCUGCCCGUCUCCUACGGCAUCGUCUUCGUGGUGGGGCUGCCCCUCAACUCCUGGGCCCUAUGGAUGUUCAUCUCCAGGAUGAGGCCCUGGAACGCCACCACCACCUACAUGUUCAACCUGGCCGUCUCCGACACGCUCUACGUCCUCUCCCUCCCUACCCUGGUCUACUAUUACGCCGACCGCAACAACUGGCCCUUUGGGAAAUGGCUCUGCAAGAUGGUGCGCUUCCUCUUCUACGCUAACCUCUACAGCAGCAUCCUCUUCCUGACGUGCAUCAGCGUCCACCGCUACAUGGGCAUCUGCCACCCCAUCCGCUCCCUGAACUGGGUGAAGACCAAGCACGCCCGCAUCAUUUGUGUGGGUGCGUGGCUUGUCGUCACCAUCUGCCUCAUCCCCAACCUCAUCUUUGUCACCACCAGCUCCAAGGGCAACAGCACCCUGUGCCACGACACCACCAAGCCUGAGGAAUUCGACCAUUAUGUGCACUACAGCUCCUCUGUCAUGGCCCUCCUCUUCGGGGUCCCCUUCCUGGUGAUCGUCCUGUGCUACUGCCUGAUGGCCAAGAGACUCGGCAAGUCCAGCUUCUCCAGCCCCGGCCCCCGAAUGCCCUCCUACAAGAAGCGCUCCAUCCGGAUGAUCAUCGUUGUGCUCACCGUCUUUGCCAUCUGCUUCGUGCCCUUCCACAUCACCCGGACCAUCUACUACACCUCCCGCUACUUCCAAGCCGACUGCCGGACCCUCAACAUCAUCAACUUCACUUACAAGAUCACUCGGCCCCUGGCCAGCAUCAACAGCUGCCUUGACCCCAUCUUGUACUUCAUGGUUGGGGACAAGUACCGGGGGCGGCUACGCCGGGGGCCAGCUCAGCGCCUCCAGCCUGUGCCCACCUGUGACCUGGCCCUGGUAUCCCCCUCCAUGGAAAACAUCACGGGUGGCAGCCACACUCCCGAUGACAUGCGAGGGACAGGGACGGCACGGAGCAGAGGCGGGUGCUGAGGGGCCAAAGAGGGUUCCGGUAACCUCAUCCCUGGUCUCCACAAUUUGCAGCCCCUCCGGGCUCCAUGUGGACACCCUGGUACCCCCAGGUCCCCAAACCUGACCUGCCCCUGCCCAGCCUGUGCAGGGGCAGAGACCUCAGGGCUGAGGGAUGGUGGCCGUGGGACUUGUCCCAGUCCUGCCCCGGGAUGCCAUGGGAGGAGGGUGCCGGUGCCGCUUGGGGCAGGACAGCUGCCAGGCACCCGUGGGAAUGGGAAAGAUGCUGAGAAACCUGUUUUGGGGAGGCAGGCUGGCAUCCCAUCCCGGGACGCUCCUGGGGACACACGGGGGCUGACAGGUCACUAAAGAGAAGGGACGCUGGUCCCUCCCUGGGCACGCACAGCCCUUCCAGUCUGCUCAACAGCGACGUGCGGGCACCGGAGUGAACCUGGGGAUGGAGCCGACGCCGGGCCCCCCGCAAGCCUGGCGAAGGCUCUCCUAGAUGUCCCUGUCACACUGCUGGCCUUAGGGGAGGCGGGCAGGGACACGGCACAGGGCACUUUCUGCCCAUCACCCCCCAAUAAAGCCCCUUCCCUUUCUCUA